Molecule: messenger RNA, 1248 nt
Organism: Carassius gibelio (silver crucian carp)
Lineage: Eukaryota; Metazoa; Chordata; Actinopteri; Cypriniformes; Cyprinidae
Gene: dlx4a
Product: distal-less homeobox 4a
Exons: 3
Coding region: 208-954 (248 amino acids)
Biological process (GO): cell differentiation; negative regulation of transcription by RNA polymerase II; embryo development
Molecular function (GO): DNA-binding transcription factor activity, RNA polymerase II-specific; RNA polymerase II cis-regulatory region sequence-specific DNA binding
Source: RefSeq, a predicted model, not a curated record
UGGAAUUAACUCCAGUAUGUGACGAGACUGCAGAGAUGAACUUCACAGACCUCAUACACAGCCAAAACGAAAGCAAACACACGAGCUUCGCGUUUUCACGGACAUGGAUCUUUCUAAUGGACCUCUUUAAGCGAUGGAAAUCACAUGACUUUUAAAUAGAUGCUGCUUUUUUAUGAUGCAUCGGUCUAAUGGACAUAACUCAAAAAAAUGACUAUGACUUCACUGUCUGAAAGUUUGGUGGCUUCAGACCCCUCAAAAUCGGCUUUUCUGGAGUUCAGUCACGGUUACCAGUCUCAGCAGCAGCAUUCGCCCGGUGUGUCCCACGCGCACUAUCCGGUGCACGGUUUGCAUCAAGGCGCACAUUCGCAGUACGACGCGGCCUUCUCCUCGGGAGCUGCUUCGUACCACGGCCGUCCGCUCACUUACCACUAUCCCACAGCCCAUCACCACCCCGCGUACCUGCCCUAUCAACACAACAGCGCAGUCGGACAUUCAAGAGUAGAGGAUGCAGAUUCCGAGAAGCAAAGUUCCAUUGAAAGUGGAGAGAUCCGUCUGAACGGGAAGGGGAAGAAGAUCCGCAAGCCCCGCACGAUCUACUCGAGCCUGCAGCUUCAGGCGCUCAACCAGCGCUUCCAGCAGACCCAGUACCUCGCGCUGCCGGAGCGCGCUGACCUGGCGGCCAAACUGGGGCUGACGCAAACACAGGUGAAGAUAUGGUUCCAGAACAAACGUUCCAAGUACAAAAAGAUCAUGAAGCAUGGCUCAAGUGGACCAGAAGGAGAACACCUUCAAGCAGCUUCUGCAACACCAUGUUCACCAGGAAUGCCACCCCUGUGGGAUGUUUCCAUGUCAAGCAAAGGUGCCCCCAUCCACUCUGGAGGAUAUAUGAACUCUUUUGGACACUGGUACCCUGGUCAUCAUCAAGACCCAAUGGCCAGAACUCAGAUGAUGUGAUGGGAUGUUUAGGACACUCUGCAGUGUAUCGGCAUACCCUCUACUGAUCCAACCAUUUCGCUCUGUUUCAGAUCACACCAGCCCUUUUUAGCACGGUUUACUCACAGUCAAACGUUCUUCAAGUUCCUCCCCAGUAUUUUCUUCAUGAAGAUUUAAAAUGCUGACAUUUUUGCUGGGAGGUUUUUUUGUUUGUUUGUUUGUUUUUUUAAAAAAAGACUGAAUAAGCAACCUAACCUAAAUGUGGAUUUUGUAAACUCUUGUAAAUCUGAAUAAAAUGCCAUUGUCUGAUUGCCA